AUGAAGUUGGUUCGAUUUCUCAUGAACUUGCCCUCGGCAGUCAACCAGCCCGUUACUGUAGAGUUGAAGAACGGAAAUUCCGUGAACGGUCAGGUGUUGUCCUGUUCGCCCCUGAUGAAUCUUUCCAUGAAGAACAUCAAACUCAUUCAACAGCAUCAAGAUCCACAACUCAUGCAAUUCAUGAAUAUUCGUGGAAAUCAGAUACGGCAGAUUAUUCUCCCGGAUGAUCUAAACAUCGAGGAUCUUUUGGCGAAAAGUGAAUUGAAGAUCAAAGGACCAGGAGCUAAGCCCAGCAAGACACUUUCUGAUCGGAAAAAGCCUUUCAGAAAGGGUAAGCGUGCAUUUUAG
Molecule: messenger RNA, 348 nt
Organism: Sungouiella intermedia
Lineage: Eukaryota; Fungi; Ascomycota; Pichiomycetes; Serinales; Metschnikowiaceae
Source: the annotation of a GenBank genome assembly